AUGAAUUGGUCAUCUGAUCUGUCUAAUCAGUCAAGUGUUAUGUACAGAAAUUUAUCGACGUCAAUUUGUGACCUGCUAUUGAACGGUCUACGUCUGGGUAAUGAAGAGAUCUCUCGAGGUGCUACUUGUGUUCAUGUCGUCUUCAUUCGGAUCAUCAUCUGGAUUGACAGUGUCGGUCAAGCUCAUACAGACACGGGUGCCAAUCGUGUCUCAAUCGAAGCUGUUCGAGUGAUUGUGAGUGUGCAGUUGCGUCUGUCCCGUGGAUCACAACCAACUGAGACUGAUCUCUCGGAGACUCUGAUUCGUGGAUGCACACUCCUGAAUAUCAGGAGCGGACCAAGUUUGAGAAACAUCACAGUAUAUCGUUCACCAACAAGCAUGUCAACUUCGACUAGCAGUCGUCAACAGACAGACAGAAGUGUCUCAACAGAAUUAGCGCAACCGAUUAGGACAACGGAGAUGGUGACGGUGAAGUCAACACCGACUGUGAAGAUGACGAGCCCAUUAUCAACUACUACGUCAGAUGCUUUCGAAAUCUCUGAGUUCGAAGUGGAUAUUUUGAUCUACAUUGAAGAACUUAAAGUGCCCAUGAAUUGGUCAUCUGAUCUGUCUAAUCAGUCAAGUGUUAUGUACAGAAAUUUAUCGACGUCAAUUUGUGACCUGCUAUUGAACGGUCUACGUCUGGGUAAUGAAGAGAUCUCUCGAGGUGCUACUUGUGUUCAUGUCGUCUUCAUUCGGAUCAUCAUCUGGAUUGACAGUGUCGGUCAAGCUCAUACAGACACGGGUGCCAAUCGUGUCUCAAUCGAAGCUGUUCGAGUGAUUGUGAGUGUGCAGUUGCGUCUGUCCCGUGGAUCACAACCAACUGAGACUGAUCUCUCGGAGACUCUGAUUCGUGGAUGCACACUCCUGAAUAUCAGGAGCGGACCAAGUUUGAGAAACAUCACAGUAUAUCGUUCACCAACAAGCAUGUCAACUUCGACUAGCAGUCGUCAACAGACAGACAGAAGUGUCUCAACAGAAUUAGCGCAACCGAUUAGGACAACGGAGAUGGUGACGGUGAAGUCAACACCGACUGUGAAGAUGACGAGCCCAUUAUCAACUACUACGUCAGAUGCUUUCGAAAUCUCUGAGUUCGAAGUGGAUAUUUUGAUCUACAUUGAAGAACUUAAAGUGCCCAUGAAUUGGUCAUCUGAUCUGUCUAAUCAGUCAAGUGUUAUGUACAGAAAUUUAUCGACGUCAAUUUGUGACCUGCUAUUGAACGGUCUACGUCUGGGUAAUGAAGAGAUCUCUCGAGGUGCUACUUGUGUUCAUGUCGUCUUCAUUCGGAUCAUCAUCUGGAUUGACAGUGUCGGUCAAGCUCAUACAGACACGGGUGCCAAUCGUGUCUCAAUCGAAGCUGUUCGAGUGAUUGUGAGUGUGCAGUUGCGUCUGUCCCGUGGAUCACAACCAACUGAGACUGAUCUCUCGGAGACUCUGAUUCGUGGAUGCACACUCCUGAAUAUCAGGAGCGGACCAAGUUUGAGAAACAUCACAGUAUAUCGUUCACCAACAAGCAUGUCAACUUCGACUAGCAGUCGUCAACAGACAGACAGAAGUGUCUCAACAGAAUUAGCGCAACCGAUUAGGACAACGGAGAUGGUGACGGUGAAGUCAACACCGACUGUGAAGAUGACGAGCCCAUUAUCAACUACUACGUCAGAUGCUUUCGAAAUCUCUGAGUUCGAAGUGGAUAUUUUGAUCUACAUUGAAGAACUUAAAGUGCCCAUGAAUUGGUCAUCUGAUCUGUCUAAUCAGUCAAGUGUUAUGUACAGAAAUUUAUCGACGUCAAUUUGUGACCUGCUAUUGAACGGUCUACGUCUGGGUAAUGAAGAGAUCUCUCGAGGUGCUACUUGUGUUCAUGUCGUCUUCAUUCGGAUCAUCAUCUGGAUUGACAGUGUCGGUCAAGCUCAUACAGACACGGGUGCCAAUCGUGUCUCAAUCGAAGCUGUUCGAGUGAUUGUGAGUGUGCAGUUGCGUCUGUCCCGUGGAUCACAACCAACUGAGACUGAUCUCUCGGAGACUCUGAUUCGUGGAUGCACACUCCUGAAUAUCAGGAGCGGACCAAGUUUGAGAAACAUCACAGUAUAUCGUUCACCAACAAGCAUGUCAACUUCGACUAGCAGUCGUCAACAGACAGACAGAAGUGUCUCAACAGAAUUAGCGCAACCGAUUAGGACAACGGAGAUGGUGACGGUGAAGUCAACACCGACUGUGAAGAUGACGAGCCCAUUAUCAACUACUACGUCAGAUGCUUUCGAAAUCUCUGAGUUCGAAGUGGAUAUUUUGAUCUACAUUGAAGAACUUAAAGUGCCCAUGAAUUGGUCAUCUGAUCUGUCUAAUCAGUCAAGUGUUAUGUACAGAAAUUUAUCGACGUCAAUUUGUGACCUGCUAUUGAACGGUCUACGUCUGGGUAAUGAAGAGAUCUCUCGAGGUGCUACUUGUGUUCAUGUCGUCUUCAUUCGGAUCAUCAUCUGGAUUGACAGUGUCGGUCAAGCUCAUACAGACACGGGUGCCAAUCGUGUCUCAAUCGAAGCUGUUCGAGUGAUUGUGAGUGUGCAGUUGCGUCUGUCCCGUGGAUCACAACCAACUGAGACUGAUCUCUCGGAGACUCUGAUUCGUGGAUGCACACUCCUGAAUAUCAGGAGCGGACCAAGUUUGAGAAACAUCACAGUAUAUCGUUCACCAACAAGCAUGUCAACUUCGACUAGCAGUCGUCAACAGACAGACAGAAGUGUCUCAACAGAAUUAGCGCAACCGAUUAGGACAACGGAGAUGGUGACGGUGAAGUCAACACCGACUGUGAAGAUGACGAGCCCAUUAUCAACUACUACGUCAGAUGCUUUCGAAAUCUCUGAGUUCGAAGUGGAUAUUUUGAUCUACAUUGAAGAACUUAAAGUGCCCAUGAAUUGGUCAUCUGAUCUGUCUAAUCAGUCAAGUGUUAUGUACAGAAAUUUAUCGACGUCAAUUUGUGACCUGCUAUUGAACGGUCUACGUCUGGGUAAUGAAGAGAUCUCUCGAGGUGCUACUUGUGUUCAUGUCGUCUUCAUUCGGAUCAUCAUCUGGAUUGACAGUGUCGGUCAAGCUCAUACAGACACGGGUGCCAAUCGUGUCUCAAUCGAAGCUGUUCGAGUGAUUGUGAGUGUGCAGUUGCGUCUGUCCCGUGGAUCACAACCAACUGAGACUGAUCUCUCGGAGACUCUGAUUCGUGGAUGCACACUCCUGAAUAUCAGGAGCGGACCAAGUUUGAGAAACAUCACAGUAUAUCGUUCACCAACAAGCAUGUCAACUUCGACUAGCAGUCGUCAACAGACAGACAGAAGUGUCUCAACAGAAUUAGCGCAACCGAUUAGGACAACGGAGAUGGUGACGGUGAAGUCAACACCGACUGUGAAGAUGACGAGCCCAUUAUCAACUACUACGUCAGAUGCUUUCGAAAUCUCUGAGUUCGAAGUGGAUAUUUUGAUCUACAUUGAAGAACUUAAAGUGCCCAUGAAUUGGUCAUCUGAUCUGUCUAAUCAGUCAAGUGUUAUGUACAGAAAUUUAUCGACGUCAAUUUGUGACCUGCUAUUGAACGGUCUACGUCUGGGUAAUGAAGAGAUCUCUCGAGGUGCUACUUGUGUUCAUGUCGUCUUCAUUCGGAUCAUCAUCUGGAUUGACAGUGUCGGUCAAGCUCAUACAGACACGGGUGCCAAUCGUGUCUCAAUCGAAGCUGUUCGAGUGAUUGUGAGUGUGCAGUUGCGUCUGUCCCGUGGAUCACAACCAACUGAGACUGAUCUCUCGGAGACUCUGAUUCGUGGAUGCACACUCCUGAAUAUCAGGAGCGGACCAAGUUUGAGAAACAUCACAGUAUAUCGUUCACCAACAAGCAUGUCAACUUCGACUAGCAGUCGUCAACAGACAGACAGAAGUGUCUCAACAGAAUUAGCGCAACCGAUUAGGACAACGGAGAUGGUGACGGUGAAGUCAACACCGACUGUGAAGAUGACGAGCCCAUUAUCAACUACUACGUCAGAUGCUUUCGAAAUCUCUGAGUUCGAAGUGGAUAUUUUGAUCUACAUUGAAGAACUUAAAGUGCCCAUGAAUUGGUCAUCUGAUCUGUCUAAUCAGUCAAGUGUUAUGUACAGAAAUUUAUCGACGUCAAUUUGUGACCUGCUAUUGAACGGUCUACGUCUGGGUAAUGAAGAGAUCUCUCGAGGUGCUACUUGUGUUCAUGUCGUCUUCAUUCGGAUCAUCAUCUGGAUUGACAGUGUCGGUCAAGCUCAUACAGACACGGGUGCCAAUCGUGUCUCAAUCGAAGCUGUUCGAGUGAUUGUGAGUGUGCAGUUGCGUCUGUCCCGUGGAUCACAACCAACUGAGACUGAUCUCUCGGAGACUCUGAUUCGUGGAUGCACACUCCUGAAUAUCAGGAGCGGACCAAGUUUGAGAAACAUCACAGUAUAUCGUCCACGAACAAGCACUGUGGCAUCGACUGACGGUCUCGAACAAACAUUAGGAAGCGCCUCGACAAAAUCGAGUCAGCCGAUCAGGACCACCUUGACGGAAACGAUGACUACAAUUUCGACUGUGCGGAUGAACAGCCCGUCAUCAACUACUACUGGAACUGCUUUCGACACAUCGACAGGCGUUAGGAGUGAGACCAGCAGCGUCGGGCACACAGACACAAGUGCAGCGUCAGAACUCAGUCAACCGAACACCACUAGCACUAGUACGAGCACAAGCAAGAGCACGAGCAUGGGCACGAGCACGAGCACUAGCACUGGCACUAGCACUAGCACUAGCACUAGCACCUCCGCCACCACAAGCACAGCAUUGGCGCCGUCGACGACGAUGACCACGGUGGCAACAUUGGCUACGAUGCGGAUGACCGACCCGUCAUCAACUACUACUGCAGCUACUUUCGACACAUCGACAGGCGUUAGGAGUGAGACCAGCAGCGUCGGGCACACAGACACAAGUGCGGCGUCAGAACUCAGUCAACCGAACACCACUAGCACUAGUACGAGCACAAGCAAGAGCACGAGCAUGGGCACGAGCACGAGCACUAGCACUGGCACUAGCACUAGCACUAGCACUAGCACCUCCGCCACCACAAGCACAGCAUUGACGCCGUCGACGACGAUGACCACGGUGGCAACAUUGGCUACGAUGCGGAUGACCGACCCGUCAUCAACUACUACUGCAGCUACUUUCGACACAUCGACAGGCGUUAGGAGUGAGACCAGCAGCGUCGGGCACACAGACACAAGUGCGGCGUCAGAACUCAGUCAACCGAACACCACUAGCACUAGUACGAGCACAAGCAAGAGCACGAGCAUGGGCACGAGCACGAGCACUGGCACUAGCACUAGCACUAGCACUAGCACCUCCGCCACCACAAGCACAGCAUUGACGCCGUCGACGACGAUGACCACGGUGGCAACAUUGGCUACGAUGCGGAUGACCGACCCGUCAUCAACUACUACUGCAGCUACUUUCGACACAUCGACAGGCGUUAGGAGUGAGACCAGCAGCGUCGGGCACACAGACACAAGUGCAGCGUCAGAACUCAGUCAACCGAACACCACUAGCACUAGUACGAGCACAAGCAAGAGCACGAGCAUGGGCACGAGCACGAGCACUGGCACUAGCACUAGCACUAGCACUAGCACCUCCGCCACCACAAGCACAGCAUUGACGCCGUCGACGACGAUGACCACGGUGGCAACAUUGGCUACGAUGCGGAUGACCGACCCGUCAUCAACUACUACUGCAGCUACUUUCGAGAUCUCUGAGUUCGAGGUGGAUAUUUUGAUCUACAUUGAAGAACUUAAAGUGCCCAUGAAUUGGUCAUCUGAUCUGUCUAAUCAGUCAAGUGUCAUGUACAGAAAUUUAUCGACGUCAAUUUGUGACCUGCUAUUGAACGGUCUACGUCUGGGUAAUGAAGAGAUCUCUCGAGGUUCUACUUGUGUUCAUGUCGUCUUCAUUCGGAUCAUCAUCUGGAUUGACAGUGUCGGUCAAGCUCAUACAGACACGGGUGCCAAUCGUGUCUCAAUCGAAGCUGUUCGAGUGAUUGUGAGUGUGCAGUUGCGUCUGUCCCGUGGAUCACAACCAACUGAGACUGAUCUCUCGGAGACUCUGAUUCGUGGAUGCACACUCCUGAAUAUCAGGAGCGGACCAAGUUUGAGAAACAUCACAGUAUAUCGUUCACGAACAAGCACUGUGGCAACGACUGACGAUCUCGAACAAACAGAAACAAGUGCCUCGACAGAAUCGAGUCAGCCAUUCAGGACCACGUCGACGGAGACGAUGACUACAAUAUCGACUGUGCGGAUGACCAGCCCGUCAUCAACUACUACUGAAGCUGUUUUCGAUUAUUCUACUCUGAAAUCAAGCGACACAUUUUCUUCGUCUUCAACUUCUGCUGAAUCCAAAUCAAAUACAACAACCGAGGUUUCAUCAACGACUAUUACAACGGAAUCUGUCUAUAUAGGUAGAGUAUUUACACAAUUUAAUGUCAAAGGUGUAUUAUAUAAAUCAAAUAAUGCAGGAAUUAUUCCAUGGUCUGAUGAUUAUACUAAUUAUCAAUCAAAAAUUUACAUUAGUUUAGCUGCGGUAUUCUGUAAUUUGAUUAUAAGUAGUUUACUAACUGCAAAUACAGCAAUAUUUCAAGGUGCUAAAUGUACAACAGUUAUUUUUAUACGAGUCACUAUUGUUAUUCGUGGUAAACGACAAGUUGUCAAUAGUGUAAUCAACAAUACUUCAACAGAUGGAGUACAAGGUAGUGCAACAAUUGAAUUACAAACAUUACCUGGUUCACAAUUAAGUCAAGAACAUUUUUCUCAAUUGUUAGCUGAUGGUUAUAAUCAAGUGAAUAAAACAUCUGAUGCAUUGUUAAAUAAUUUAGAGUCAACACGUAUUUCUCCAGUAAUUACGUGUUCAAAUACUCAAUUAGUUUGUGGUCAACAUGCAUCAUGUCGAAAUACUGAUAAUGGUGUAACAUGUACAUGUGAUCCAAUGUGGAAAGAUGUGAACCCAACUGAUCCUGGAAAGAAUUGUACAUUACAUCCUGGAACAAUUGCAUUAAUUGUAUUCGCUGGAAUAUUACUUAUCUUAGCUAUAAUUGCUAUAAUCUUCUUUAUAAUUAAAACAAAUGAAGUGAAAAAAAUGAGAUUAAGAACUAGUACACAAUCAACUGAAUAA
Schistosoma rodhaini is the source of this 7218-nucleotide messenger RNA. NCBI's taxonomy places the organism in Eukaryota, Metazoa, Platyhelminthes, Trematoda, Strigeidida, Schistosomatidae. The record is from the annotation of a GenBank genome assembly.